CCAUGUUCUGAGCUGCCUUGAGAAAACCAAUGCUUCGCGCGUUGGUGACGUGUGGAGGAGGAGAGAGCUUGAGAGCUAGUUUAAAAAGUUAUCUUGGCACCGUCCAUCUUCCGUCCCGUACUGCAUCGCAUUGGGGCACCACUCCCAAUCACCCUCCGCCCCGUCUCUUCAGAGUGUGUUCGAUCCAUCGGUCCUCCAGUUCCACCACCGCCAUGUCCCUGACGCGGACAUUUGCGCAGUCACUUGCACCCGGUCAUGCGUGCGCCGCUCGCCAUUUUUCGACAGCGCCGAAGUUACAGGCGGGAAGCGCUGAUGGCAUCCUCAAGACUCUCGCUGGAGCCAGCAACAACAAUCAACCCAGGACAUUUCGACAGAGCAAUACUGGCCAAGUGAAGAGAUUGGAACGCUCGGCGAAUGCAAGUCUUCAAUCUGAAGAGGAGCUCGCUGCAGCCGCCCAACGUACCGCAUACCAAAAACACAUGUACCGCAAAUGGCAACCCGGCGACGUGUACGCUCCUCACGACCUUUCUGGCGCUGAGCAAAACAAGUGGAGGCUUGGUCGCAGUGCUCCUAAGACUGAUGCUUUUGAGGUCUUGGGUAUCAACCCCAUCAAUGAAUACAAGAACUUCACCAUACUAUCCGAAUACAUGACCGAGACGGGCCGUGUCAAGCACUCUAAGCUUACGGGGUUGCGCCCCAAGAGCCAGCGCAAGAUUGCAAAAGCGAUACGGAGGGCAGUCGGCCUUGGUCUUAUGCCCAGUGUCCAUAGACACCCGUUGGUGCUGAAGAACACCACUCCUGCCCGAUUCUUCUAG
Periconia digitata is the source of this 815-nucleotide messenger RNA. NCBI's taxonomy places the organism in Eukaryota, Fungi, Ascomycota, Dothideomycetes, Pleosporales, Periconiaceae. The record is from the annotation of a GenBank genome assembly.